Molecule: messenger RNA, 2272 nt
Organism: Pelodiscus sinensis (Chinese soft-shelled turtle)
Lineage: Eukaryota; Metazoa; Chordata; Testudines; Trionychidae
Source: RefSeq, a predicted model, not a curated record
UCUUUUGGAAUGAGGAUGGGCGCUGCUCGCCUGUCUGUCCAUACAUCAUGUGACUGUGGUCUUCCUCCAAGGUUCAGUUUUGCUGAGCCGCCUAAGGAACUGAACGAUUCCUAUCCUCUUCGGGCAAGUCUGAAAUAUUCGUGUCGCCCAGGAUAUACUUUCAGUGAAGGAAAGUCUCCUUGGGUUACAUGUCUUGAAAAUUCAACAUGGUCAGCAGACACUGACUUUUGUGUAGGAAAACGAUGUGUAGCACUAGAAAUAGAAAAUGGCAGAGUUGAUGUCACUGAUAUCCAGUUUGGUGCAACCGCAAACUUCUCUUGUGAUCCAGGCCAUAGAUUAAUUGGACCAAAUUCUGUCAAGUGUGUGCUUCUGCUGGACGGUACAGUUGAUUGGGACAAGAGGUCUCCAAUUUGCCAAGCAAUACCUUGCGUCCCACCUCCUGAUAUUGCCAAUGGUUCAUAUGCUCCUCUGAAUGAAGAGUAUGCUUAUGGCUCAGCAGUAACUUACAGCUGUAACAAGGACUUCUCUCUCAUUGGAGAGCGUUCCAUUCAUUGUACAACGAACGAUCAAGUCAAUGGAGAGUGGAGUAGGCUGGCCCCUGAAUGCAAAGUGGUCAAGUGUCUAGAGCCAAUAAUUGAAAAUGGAGAAAAGCAAUCUGGAUUUGACUUUAAGUAUUCAUAUGGACACACUGUCAUAUUUGAAUGCCAUUUGGGCUUUACUCUGCAUGGUAACAGUUCCGUUAAAUGUGAAGCUAACAGUUCAUGGGUUCCAUCUUUGCCAACCUGCGUCCGCAUCGCACAAACUACACCUACACCUUCCUCUCCAGAAGGAACAAAAUAUACUUCUGAAUCAACUACAAAACCCACUCAAGAAACCCCUAAAAAUGCCACAGCAUCAGCUAUAAAACCCACACAAGAAACCCCUAAAAAUGCCACAGGAUCAACUACAAAACCCACACAAGAAACCACUAAACAUUCCACAGGGAUGAACACUGGUACCAUAAUCGCUAUUGGAGUCGUCGGUAUAUUGGUGGCUGUUGGAAUUGCUGCCAUUGGGACAUACAAAGCUUGCUUUGAGAAAAAGGGCCCUUAUGAUGCAAAUCAGCGCUUCAGUGAUCUCCAGGAAUGUGAAAAAAAGCCCUAACUUGAAAGGAAAGAUGUCUGUCAUCCUGGCAGUGCUGACUAUCUUCAUCUAGCAGUGAACACAAUAGCAGAAGACAAUGGAAAAAUUGAGAAACUUCAUAUAAGUGCACUACAUUUCCUAGACUCCUCUCACUGCAGGCCUUCUUCCCCUCCCCCCCUUCCCCAGUGAAUUCAAAUAGAGGUAGAGGUGUUGAGCUUGAGUGAAGCAGCAUUAAAGAAAAGAGUGUCUCCCUCACCCAGUUUUCAAAGAUAGCAGUGAAUGUGAAUGCUUAAGGGCUCAGAAGCAAUCAUGGUGGUAGCAUCAGUGAGUCUCAUGAACAUAAAAUUAGCUACCAUAUUGUUACCUCUGCAUAGUGUGGAGUUCCUUUUUAUAGAAUACUUUUAACUACCUGAACGUAUGGUGUAUUCUGGGUUGUGGUUGCUGUUGAGAGGAAAGGCCUGUUGAAAUUUCCAAAUAGAAGUUCCUAUUGUCCCUCUAAAAGUGCAGAUUUAAUGAUGCCAAAGGAACUUACUGAUCUGCUUUUAAUUGUUCAGACUUAUCAUCCUCUUUUAAAUCAAAACUUGUGUAUAAUCAGUGUUCCUUGAUUCCCAUGUCCAGGAAACUAAAAGGAAAACCCCCAAACUAGGAAUACUGCAGUAUUCUUACCCCAAGUAUUGCAUUCAAUACAGGGUAGAGCAUCACAGGGUGCAGUAUCUGGAUAUUACUUUCAGGUGUUCAGAAUUGACACUACCACAUUUUUAAGCUCCUAUUGAGAGCCAAAGCAAAUUAUAUCUAUUUCCCUAUAAGCCAUGAGCACUUUCUGAAAAGUAAACAGUAAAAUGGCUAUAUUGUGAGCAAAUUCAUCUUUGAUCCUGUGCCUAAAAAAUUCUAUUUUUAUAUUCCAGUAGCAGGAAAUAAGUUUGGUUCACAUUUUUGUGAGUUUUUUACGUUCAGGAUAUAAUUCUCUGGAAAAGGUUAAUUGUAGCCAAAUGCUGUUUGUCAUUAUCACUGGAAAUAUAAUUUAUUUGUAUUUAUGAGUUGUACAGAAUUUUACGUGGCAAUCUGCUUAUUUAUCAAAUGAAGAAAUGGGAAUUUGUGUUGUACGUAAGUCUUCUCUAAAUAAAGAAUGUAUUAAACUUCAGCAUCCUGA